AUGGACGGAUGCAGUAAAAUGAGUGUGAUGGAGCUGUGUGAGACGGAUGAUCUGGCCACCAGCUUGGUGCUGGACCCCUUGCUGGGGUUUCAGCACCCAUAAAAUGAACGUCAGGUAAUCUCUUUAAACCUCCUAUCCAUUACAGUACAUUUGACAAAGGUGUGUGAAAUGACAAACUUUUAAAUGUAUGCAUUGCACCAUUUGUCUUAUGCUUGGUCUUGAUGGGUCCUCUCUGCAUAUAGUAAUUAGUCUUCAUCAGGAAGUUAAGGCACAACUUCAGUGUUCUUCAAAGAGAAGUGGAAAUGUUUCUUCACAAUUACAAAAAACAGUACACACCUAACUCUUGUCGCCCUGCAGCCCCCCCCCAGAGGUCCGUCGUUGGGGCUACCUCAAAGAGACUCUGCUACGCUUCCAACGCACACAUGACUUGCAGGCCACCUUUGAGGCACUCACAGUGGGAGACUGGGCCUGUGACUACUUCACUGGACUGGGCACCCACCGCCUGGAACUACUGAAACAGCAUGUAAGUGUGUGUUUGCAGGAUCAGUUAAUCCUGUUAUAUCAGUGUGCACUAAAGUACGUUUUUGAUUGCCCCUUCCUUUCCUCAGUCAGUGUAAUUUAUUUCAUUUGUUUGUGUACUUUUGAUGGCCUCUGUCAUUUUUUUCUAAGAAUUUGUUCGGGUAGUUAGCUAAUAUAACCUAUUUUCACUCUGUGGGUAUUCAUGAUUGUGUUCAUGAACAUGCAUGGCUGUAUGCGUGGUCUUGACAGCUAUUAUUUCUUCAGGUGUAUCGCUAUCUCUGUGCCUUCCUGUUGGAUAGCGGUGUCCAGAUUGAGUCAUGUGACCGAUACUCUUCAGAAACCAACGGAGCAAAGAUAACCUCUACCAAGCACUGGUAAGGACCAACUAUCUUUUAACAGUUGCAUUCAAUAGUCAUGUGUAAUUCUGCAGAUUAGAUACAUCUUGUCUGUGUUUUUAUAUAUAAUGUUUAACUGUAAUGCCGAAUGCUGCAGGUUUGUAGGUGAGCGGAUGGAGGUUCUGCUGGGUUGUAUAGCCGAGCUGAGUCCAGCAGACAGUGCUGUUCUGAGAGCAGGGGUGAAUGACUUUAGUGUGAUGUACUCCACUCGUAAGCGCUGUGCACAACUCUGGCUUGGGCCUGCUGCUUUCAUCAACCACGGUGAGUUUUUCAAGAUUCAACCCCAACUACAGUCUGCCACAUUGUACAUGCACUGUAAACACACUAUAACAGAAACCCACUGUGCAUACACUAUCACAGAAACCCACUGUGCAUACACUCACAGAAUACACAGACAGAGCAUCUGCUUCUGGGAUUUCUCUUAAUUAAGCAUUCCUGACAAGUCAUACAUUAUAUCUAGAGUGAUCAAAUCAAAUGCACUAAUCUAAUCCUGUUAUCGAAUGUGCUCUCCUACUGCAGAGCUUCACAGGAUUUGCUAGUGGUCAAUACUUUUAUUAUACCGACACAUGGCAUAGUUUUCAGUGUUUAAGUUGUUAUAUCUGUAUUGUAACCAUACGUUUGUUUCUGUUCCUUGGGUGAAGACUGCAGACCAAACUGUAAGGUAAUCAUCAAUGUUAUGUUAUUAGUCAUGUUACUCUUCUAUGUUUUAAUCUCUCUCUGUGUGUGUGUGUGUUCCCGUGAAGCAUUGUUCCCUUUUUAUAGAAGUGUUGUUAUACAUGAUUAUUGUUAUUGGCCUCUUCAUCUGUGUCUUUUGUUUGUACUAUUAUGUUUUUAAUUGUUGGAAGUGUUACAUCCCCAGGGCUAGUGAUGUCAACUUGUUUCUUCCCUCACCUCCCCCCUCUCCAGUUUGUUCCUGGCGAUAAGAAUGGAGGCUGUGUAAAAGUGGUGAGGCCCAUCGCACCUGGGGAGGAGAUCACCUGUUACUAUGGCGACAGCUUUUUUGGGGAAGACAAUGAAAUGUGUGAAUGCUGCACCUGUGAGAGGUGAGAGGAUUGAGACAUAUCUUCUCAUUGUCUCAAUGACCAGCCUAACUUAUUUAUAUAUAGAUAGAUAUGACUUGUAUACUAUUUCUUUAUUAUUUAGGAAGGGAGAGGGUCACUUCCGACACAGAGAGAGGCAGCCUGGUUGUGAUGACUUAAAUGACCUGUCUGGCCAGAAGUACCGCCUCAGAGACACAGACCUUCGUCUUAACAGAGGGAAAGCACCCUGUCCUCCUACAUUUCGGCCUACAUUUACAUUUUCAAAUUCAGGUAAGUUUGUGUUUGUCUCUCUCUCGUUUCAAACGUUAAGCUAAUGAUGUUCAUGUCUUUUAACAAUGGCUGAAAUUCUCAAAUUCUGUGAAGAUACAAGUGGUACUACGCAUUGGUGAUUGAGCAAUAUACUGUCUUUAUAGUAUUUUUGCUAAAUGUAUUGCAGAUAUAGCAGUUAGUGACAGCAUGCAACUAGAAUGUAAUGUUAGGUGCAGUAUGCAUUUAUUUGUUAUGCUAUUGUUUUUGCCAGAAUUUCUUAGUUCUUUUGUCUUCCUGUCUUAGCUAUCCCUUCAAGGAAUUCAUUUACCCAGCAGAUGAAGAGAAAUGCUCUGAUGAUGAGCAGGAAGACCAAAAGGUUGAAACAGGAGGGGCAAAGGAGGAUAUCGGGAAUGAAGCCGCAACGGCUGAUAAUGCCAUCCCUAUCAGAGGUGGUGUUGAGGAACCUUAGGGUCCGAGUACGGCGCCACACGUUCAACUUCUUGUUGAGCUGCAAGGACCCCACCAGUAAAGAGAGGGCCUUGCUGCACCAGCUUGAACAUGUGGAGGCAAAAGACAAGUGGAGGAAGGAACAAUCUUCUCUCUGCUGUACAACCAAAGAGAAUGACAAAAGAGAGAAGAGCAGCAAUAUUUGUGAGUUAAACCUGAAGCCUUUCACUCUUCACUCUUCCUUGUCUUCUCAACAGAAAGCUGGACCAGCAGUUUGUGGACAGAUACUGGGUGGCAAGCCCCUUCGAGUGGUGGAAAAAGUAUCUGUCCAGACAAGGAUCUCUUCCAGAACAAGGAGCAUGAUCAGAAACUGUCACACACGCCAGUCUGUUUCCAGAGCCAAGAAGAACAACAAAAUCAUUAGCAAGCGCACUGAACUCACCAAACCCAUUUACAGAAAAAGCAACAGCGCAAGUCCUCAGAAACACAUGGAUAGCUGUAGUGGAAAAGAUGCCACGCACAAUAUUAUCAAAGAUAUUCAUGGAACCAAUUGCAUAACCAUCGAAGAUAACACCAGAGGCAACAACAAGGAUGUGGCAUACAUCAGCAACAGAACAUACACUGGAGGAGGCGGGCCCAAAGGCAGCAAGGCUCAGGGUGCAGAUCAGAAACCAGUGGAUGUGAAAGUGGAAAUCAAAACCAUUGGAGAAUCGGGGACUGAUAGGACACUUGUGGCGAGCAAACCCACUGGUAAAAGGGUUGAAGUUUGCCAAAGUGCUUUGGAUAAAGCCAAGAAGCCUGAGAAUCACAAGAAACCCAUUAGUACUCCCAUUGUCACUACCACCCCUAGCACCAUUUCUCUCUCUUCCCCCUCACUUGGCCAUGUUCCAGUAAUGUCAGGACUGAAGCAAGUCACAGUUAGCUUGAUAAGAGUGUCUGUGCCGGGAAGUGUAGCAGAAGAAAGGGCCUGUCCAGGAUUGGAGGGAAAGGGCGUUGUGAGAAGAGAGAGAAGCAUACCAGUGCAAGCAGAACAGUUGGCUAGAUCAGCUACACAGGGAGGAGAGGCAGAAACCAGAGUGUCCAGGUCCCAGCAAAAGUCCAUGGAGGAAGCAGGCAGAGAGUUGUCAGAAGCUGAAGGUAAGAAAGGGGUGAGGGAAAUGUAUUUCAAGGCUAAGGUUAACAAAAUUGAUGUAGGGAGGGGACAGACUUCUGUGGUGAAGGUCGAUUUACUACAUGGUGAGAAAGGGGGAGGUGAUAAGGUCAUUGAAAUAGAAGCUGCUUGUGGGAUGGAACAGGUUAGUGUGGCUGGGAAGGGGCAUAGGGGGAGUGUAAAAGACAUUGACAGAGGGGCAAAACUAAAUAGGGAAAGUGUACAAUCUCUAGUUGUUGGCUGUGAUAAGAGGGUGCUUAGAGGGCGAAAUGAUGCAGAUGAACAGAGUAAUGGAAAAGUAGGAGGAGGAGGACAAAAUAGCAAAAGUUGUGACAGCAUAAUCAGAAAGGAUGGAGGUAAGAAUGAGAGGGUGUCUGAAAUGGUAAAGGGGAGUAGUAUUCCCAUAACUAUGGACAAGAAGGGGAUUGUCAUCAAACAGGUGAGGGUUCUACUUUCUGAUAUUCUAAGAAAAGAGCGGGAUCAGAAGGCUGGGAGCUCAGAAAGUGGGAACACAGGAAAGAAAGAUCUAAUUUCCUCCAAGCAAAUGGAAGAUGGCAGAGAGGCAAAUAAUGUUGGAGGGAAAGGGGUGAGGGACAAAUAUUAUCUGAUGCACAGAUAAAUAGUUUGCCUCACGCAAAAACACAAAGUGGGAUCAUUUCCAAACGGGGGAAAGGAAGGGCUAGUAAGAUGAAACUUGAGGAUCCAGGCCAAGGCUUGCAUGUUCACUCGCCACAAAGUAAUGAUGAUUUAGUCCCAGUGAAAGAUAGGCUUUCCAAGUCUCCCCCUCCCUCUUCAGAAUAUCUUCAGGCACACACCCAGGCCAACAUUCCUCUGAAGAAACGGAUGUUCCGUAAUUCAGUGGAGACUGACUCUGAGCAGAGCAUCAACUCUCCUGUGUCAGAGCCCUCCUCCAAGGACCUCAGACCCUCCACAGAGCUGAGGCAGAAUCUUACUCUGUGUUCAGGAAGAGAAACCAAAGCUAUCAAAGUGUUGAAGGAGGACAGCGGUAGAGGUGGGUUGCGGUCGAAUAGUGACCCUAAGUCUACUGUUUCAGAGCUUGGGGUCCAAUUUCGGACACAGGCCUUCAAGAGGACAGCAAAACAAAAUGCAACGCCCAGAAUGCUGCGUCCCAGAGUCAAUCAACUGGAAAAAGACCGGCCACGGAGGAGUGCAGGAAAGUAUAAAAGAGGGACCCAAGACGCAGAGGUACUGGAGAAUGAAUCUGAUGAGGACAAACACAAUGCAGGGCAUGAUGAAAUCUCACCGGAUUCUAGAAAAGAACAUGUAAAUGAAGGAGAGAAGAAGCCAGAAUUACAUACUGAGUUAGUGAAUUCACUCACCUCGCCAACAUGUAAGGAAGAGAACGGGAAAGGGCAGAGCCUCAACUUCAAAAUUCGUUUUAAGAGAAAAAGGGGCAAAGUGUGGGAGUUGGACAAACCUGCAGGAGGAGAGGAUUUGAUUAUUGAAGCAGAAAAGUCUAUUGAUUCACAACAAUUGGAGCCUUAUAGGGCCAUUUUAGAUUCUGUGUCAAUCUUGAACUUAGAAAUGGAGAAGGGUGCCCAGGUAGAUGGGAAAGAGACUCAUGACGUACGAUUUUGGAAGAGACGUAAAGUUAGACGAGACAGAUUGGGGAGUUUGAAAGCUAGAGGUCCCAUUUUGGAUAGGCAGGGUGAGAUUGUAGCUGUAGACUCGAAAGAGAGAAAAAAAGAACGGGGGAGAGCUCAGCGAGGUAGAGCGAAAUGAGGUGGUAGACAAGGUUAUUUAUGGAGUAAAGCAACUGCCAGGAGAAAAGGACCAUACAAUUUCUAGUGAGGGUAUAUCUGUCGGAGGGGAGGGACUGCAAUGUGACUAUCAAGUGACACCAAGCCCUGUUAGAAUCUGUGAAAAAGAAAAAGAUAUUCCGUCCUUGGAUGGAGACGGAGAACAAGUGAAGGAUACUUCUAUUAGAGUGGAGAGUAGUUUGGUUGACAGUGGGGCACGGCAUGAACACAAAGUAAAGGAAGAAGACCAACCCUUGCCACGGAUCAAACUGCGGAGAAAAAUACAGGGUGUAUGGGAGGUGGACAGCCAGGAGUUGGAGCAGAGUGAAGCAGAGUCUGAAAAAGAGAAGAAGGAAAUUACAUGCGUUAAGCCAAAAGAAGAGUGCCCUUCUCAGCCUUCCGCCUGCCAGAAACUCAACAGUGCAACCAAGAAAACAGAACCUCCCCCCCUCACUUUAUCUCUCUCACCCUUGACCCUUAACUCACCCCAACCUUUGGGUUCUGAUGUGAUGGCCUAUGCUCCUGAAACAAUGAAUGAUAGGGCCAUGCCAAAAAUCAGUAAUAGAGGAGGAAGGGGAAGAGGAAGGAAGGAAAGGCAAAAAACAGAGACUGCUCGUAAGAGUGCAACUGGAGAGAUGGGAACUUCUUGUCUUAGUCAUAACCUGCUACAGAUAGACAACAGUCUUUCUAGACUUUCCGAAGGGUUAUGUCAGUCACAAUCCUUAGAAAAAAACAUACCUUCUGAUUACACUGCUUCCACCUCAAAGAUUCCGUCCCAGUCUCAGUCUCCACCGUUCAGUUUUCCAGAAAGGAUGCUUUCCACAGAAUCCAGCUUUGCUAAUUGCUGUGAAGAUCUCCUCGACUUCCAGUGUCUCAAUCUUGAAGGGUUCUAUCAUCCACAGAACAUCCUCCAAACCUCUCCAAUAGACCUCUGUCCAAUGGAUCCACCCAGCGGGCCCUUUAGUAGUCCCCUCUCUCAUAGCCCCUCGGAUGCUUGGAACCCAGAAACUCCAUACCUUGGCCCUCCAAGCCCAGGAAGUAUCUUCAAUGCAGAGGAUCAGCAAUUUCUUAAUGGUCUUGUGUGCUCCAAAAAUGAGUCUCUCCCUUUGGAUUGUGGAGUUAAGGAUACUUCCAAAGACAGAGGGCAGCUCAAUGCAAAUUUUAGUUUUACACCCCUGAGCAGCGCUGAGGGGACUUUCAUGGAUCGUUUUUUGAUGAAGAAUCCUGGUAUGAAACUGUCAAAAGAAGAUUCUAAGACACAGCCCUUAUCUUCAGCAGCCAAAACCCAGUACUCUCACAAAGAAUCAUUCAUGUUUAAUACAAAUACUCCAUCCAUCGGUUCCCAUUCCCAGAAUAACCCCAGUCAAUGUUCUCAAUCAGAGUACCAAUGGUACUAAAGCUAGUUUUACCCAUUCCAAUUUUUCUAAGGUCCAGCCUCAAGUCAAAACUCCGGGUCCCUUCCACCUGAUGAGCUCUUCCAACAAAUCUCAAUAUUUUUCCACCUCUCAGCCAGUGCCAAGUUCCUUCAAAACUGGGCCCCAGAAUUACUCAGCCAAGUCCGUCCAUUCACCUCAAAUGGUUUCUAACAAGUUUGGCUCACAAUUAAAUCCUAAUGUAGGAGAUGCUUUUCGCAACACCUAUGACAAAAGCUCCAGUGUGAUCCAGAGUGUGCUUAAGUUUCAAGGAGGGAAACCAAGUCAGAAUUUGAAUAGUGCCCCUCAAAGUUAAUAUUGCUGCUGGCAGCCCUAAAAUUGCACCCAAACCUCACAUUGCCAAAUCUAGGUACAGUGACACUGAGAAGGUCCACCAGAGUAACAAAUGUUCAGCUUCUAGCACUGGCGGUCAAAAAGGUAGCAUGCCCAGUUAUAGCAUCACUUCGGGAAAAGAUCCAAUUCGUCUCAAUACAUCAAACUACCCCAUCAAGUCAAAUCUUCACAAUGACAAAGUCCAUCCAGAUUAUUUCCAGACGUCCAGUAAAAGUACACCGACAGCUUUGGAGAAGCCGCCCUCUGACAAACCCCAAUACACUGAAACCAGCUUUGGAAGCAAAAACUUCUCUACUCUCCCAAGGCCAUUCUUUUUCCCCAGCCAAGCACCUCAGAGUUAUGGGUCUCCUCAUGGCAAACGUUUGAAUCAGGACAAGCCCUGUGCUGCUGUGCACUCCCAGAACCCUCACUCUUCCUAUGCCACAUCGGUGUCACCUGACAAACUGUGUUACGAUUCCUCAGACUUUACCUUUUCCACCUCGCUCUCUCCCUCUAUGUCUCAGCACAAUAGCCCCCAAGUAGCCCACAGCUCUCCCUCUGGAUCACAGACACCAGCAAACAAACAGCAGCCCCCCUCCUCCUCCUUCUCCUACUCUUAUGGUCACCAAGGUCCACCUUACGUGGUCAACUUUACUGGUGACCACUCAGUCACCAUGGGCCUGGGAGAUUACCCAGGGUCACCUCCCACCAACUAUACGUACCGCUGCCUCAUGGAGCCUUCGGGCACCCAGGGGAGGCUGGUUCUGGAGCCCUGUGGACCCCAACUCUCACACUCACCGUCUUUCUCUGUGGGGGGCUUUUCAGGGCUUAAAGGCCAGGAUGACCACUGCAAGAGGGACAUACAACAGCAGUGCCAGCCCAUAGACCACCCACCAACAUCCCACCAUGCGCCCACAUCCUCACACUCCUUGAAUACCCCGGUCUCAGACCGAAAGCCCAAGAGACUGAGGCUAGUGGUUACUGAUGGGCUAGUGGAUCUGGACCUCCAGUAUACAGACUGA
This is a messenger RNA of Coregonus sp. 'balchen', 8327 nucleotides long. The record is from the annotation of a GenBank genome assembly. NCBI's taxonomy places the organism in Eukaryota, Metazoa, Chordata, Actinopteri, Salmoniformes, Salmonidae.